AGAAAGAGUGGUAUGAUGGAGAAAGCAAUGGUUCUGGUUUCUGUGCUGCUCCUGGGGUGGACCUGGACCCUUCAGGGGGUCCCUGUGGAUGGGGUGAGGUGGAGCCCUCUGUUGCUCCUGCAGACGUGGAGGAUCCAUCUCUGCUCAACACUCCUUUGUUCAAUGCUACAGAGGUCUGUAAAAAAACACCAGAAACAGACGGCCCAUGUAGGGGACAAAUUCCACGUUACUUCUUCAACUCCUCCUCAACGAGCUGCCAGCUUUUCACCUAUGGAGGGUGUGGGGGCAACCAAAACAACUUUCAAACUGAGAAAGAGUGUAUGCAGAGAUGUCACACUGAAGAGGUGUGUAAACAAGUACCACCAACGGACGGCCCGUCGUGUGACGGGAUUUUCCCACGUUACUUCUACAACUCCUCCUCAACGAGCUGCCAGCUUUUCACCUAUGGAGGGUGUGGGGGCAACCAUAACAACUUUGAAACUGAGAAAGAGUGUUUGCAGAGAUGUCACACUGAAUGUUUGUGAACAAGCACCAGAACCAGGUCCAUGUGAGGCGGCCAUUCCACGUUACUUCUACAACUCCUCCUCAAUGAGCUGCCAGCUUUUCAUCUAUGGAGGGUGUCAGGGCAACCAAAACAACUUUGAAACUGAGAAAGAGUGUAUGCAGAGAUGUCACACUGAAGGGGUCUGUGUAAAAGCACCAGAAAUAGGUCCAUGUAAGGUGUACAUUCCUCGUUACUUCUACAACUCCUACUCAAAGAGUUGCCAGCUUUUCAUCUAUGGAGGGUGUGGGGGCAACCAAAACAACUUUGAAACUGAGAAAGAGUGUAUGCAGAGAUGUCGCACUGAAUAAGAAAAAGCUCCCAGUGCCGAAGUGUUUGGACUGUGAAGUUUAUUUUUUAGGCAUACAAACUGAAAUUCAGUCCAGGACAACAUGUUUCCUGAAGGAAAACUGGGUGAGAUGAAGAAACAAUGGUGCUCAUCUGAACUUACCUUACAGAUACUCUGUCAGCAUUCACUUAAAAUGUACACAGUAACGGUAACAGAUUACCAAUAAAACAACUAUCUCA
This is a messenger RNA of Etheostoma cragini (Arkansas darter), 1069 nucleotides long. Its product is annotated as BPTI/Kunitz domain-containing protein-like. Gene Ontology annotation, molecular function: serine-type endopeptidase inhibitor activity. The record is from RefSeq and is a predicted model, not a curated record. Gene Ontology annotation, cellular component: cell surface; plasma membrane. The transcript is spliced from 7 exons. The coding region runs from base 13 to 852 and encodes 279 amino acids. Lineage: Eukaryota; Metazoa; Chordata; Actinopteri; Perciformes; Percidae.